Carassius auratus (goldfish) is the source of this 5395-nucleotide messenger RNA. It is a transcript of the gene farp2, whose product is annotated as FERM, RhoGEF and pleckstrin domain protein 2. Gene Ontology annotation, cellular component: cytoskeleton. The transcript has 28 exons. The record is from RefSeq and is a predicted model, not a curated record. The coding region runs from base 135 to 3284 and encodes 1049 amino acids. NCBI's taxonomy places the organism in Eukaryota, Metazoa, Chordata, Actinopteri, Cypriniformes, Cyprinidae. Gene Ontology annotation, molecular function: guanyl-nucleotide exchange factor activity; cytoskeletal protein binding.
CUUAGCCGCAGUUCGCCUACAUCGACGAUCGGACGUGUAACUCAUUUAGAGUUGAAGAAAUACCAGGCGAAAAAGAAAAGGCAGGGGUGUGUAUAUGUGUGUGAGAGAAGGGGUAGGCUGCAUUGGGAGCAGCUAUGGGUGAGAUCGAGGGCACCUACCGCUCCUUGCAGACCCCUGCAGGGACACGGCUCGGAGCUCAGAACAACACCGGCAUCAGCACCCUGGAGCCUGGGCAGACCCUCAGCUCAGCUGUGGGAGCAGGAGGGAAAGGCCACGGAAGGGGCCUGCAGAUCCGCGUCCAGGGCCUGGAUGAUGCUCAGGAGUUUUAUGAUCUUGAGUCAAAAGCGGAUGGGCAAACUCUGCACAAUGAAGUGUUCAGACGGAUCAAUCUCAUUGAGAGCGAUUACUUUGGUCUGGAGUUUCAGAACCUGCAGAUGAACUGGGUUUGGCUGGAGCCCACCAAGCUCAUAGUGAAACAAGUGAGACGGCCGAUGAACACACUCUUUCGGCUUUCAGUGAAGUUCUUUCCUCCAGAUCCUGGUCAGCUUCAGGAGGAGUUCACUAGGUACUUGUUUUCUCUGCAAAUCAAGAGGGAUCUAAUAGAAGGCCGACUGAACUGUACGGAAAACACUGCUGCCCUGCUGGCCUCUCAUUUGGUGCAAUCUGAGAUCGGUGACUACGAUGACAUAGCAGACCGAGAGUUUCUGAAGAUUAAUAAACUGCUGCCUUAUCAGGAACGUGUGCAAGAAAAGAUCAUGGAGAUCCACCGCAGACACAUUGGGCAGACCCCAGCAGAAACAGAUUUCCAGGUUCUGGAGAUCGCUCGUAAACUGGAGAUGUACGGGGUGCGCUUUCAUCCCGCCGCUGACCGAGAAGGCACCAAGAUCAACCUGGCUGUCGCACACAUGGGCCUGCAGGUGUUUCAGGGCCACACCAAAAUUAACACCUUUAACUGGUCCAAAAUUCGAAAGCUGAGCUUCAAGAGGAAACGAUUUCUAAUUAAAUUGCACCCAGAAGUUCAUGGUCCUCAUCAGGAUACGCUGGAGUUUCUAAUGGGCAGUCGAGAUCAGUGUAAGAUCUUCUGGAAGAACUGUGUGGAGCAUCACUCGUUUUUCCGUCUGUUAGAUCAGCCUCAGCCCAAAACCAAAGCCGUCUUCUUCAGCAGAGGAUCCUCCUUCAGAUACAGUGGGAGGACGCAGAAGCAGCUUGUUGAGUACGUGAGGGACAGCGGGUUGAGAAGAACUCCUUACCAGAGGAGGAACAGUAAGAUUCGCAUGUCGACACGUUCCUUGGCUUCUGGUGUGCCAAAACAGAAUCUGUGUUUUAACGACAGUCUAAGGUCUCCAGUACCUCCUUCCUCUGUCACCGCCUCCUUCCACUCCCUGCAUGCCCCUAGCUCACCCAUGCGGAUGGAGACCCCGAACCAGCCUGUGCAUCUCCAGCAGACACAGCAGCCCGCCAGAGCCCCCAGCCCAAUGCAGCAGGACUCCAUCAAGACCAACUCCCAGUCCACCUACGCCUUCCCAGACUCUGCCACUGACAGCCCACUGCCCUCUCCCUUCAACAUCGAGGGUCCUCUGUGCCUGUCGCCCUCUUUCCAGAUGUCCACUCUCAGUCUUCCCGGCCAGGCGCCUUCACCCCUGCAGAGCCCCAUCUUGAAUGAGGUGGGAACUACCAGACUAGAGGAAGACGAAGAGGGCAGGAGGAAGAGAUAUCCCACCGACAAAGCCUACUUCAUUGCUAAAGAGAUUCUGACAACAGAGCGGACGUACCUGAAGGAUCUGGAGGUCAUCACAGUGUGGUUCCGCAGUGCAGUGAUUAAAGAAAACGCGAUGCCUGAGGGUCUCAUGACCCUCCUGUUCUCCAACAUUGACCCCAUCUAUGAGUUCCACAGAGGCUUUCUCAAAGAGAUUGACCAAAGGCUGGCUCUCUGGGAGGGUCGCUCUAACGCUCACGUAAAAGGAGAUUACCAACGAAUUGGAGAUGUUAUGCUGCACAACAUGUGUGCUCUGAAGGAGUUCACAGGCUAUCUGCAGAAGCAUGAUGAGGUGUUAACAGAGCUUGAGAAAGCCACAAAGCGUGUGAAGAAGCUGGAGACGGUGUAUAAGGAGUUUGAGCUGCAGAAGGUGUGCUACCUGCCCCUCAACACCUUCCUGCUGAAGCCCAUCCAGAGACUCAUGCACUACAAACUCAUCCUGGAGCGUCUGUGUAAGCAUUACGCCCCCCAGCACAGAGACUACGAUGACUGCAAAGAGGCUCUGAAAGAAGUUGCAGAGAUUGCUGCUCAGCUGCAGAGCAGUCUGAUUCGACUGGAGAACUUCCAGAAGCUGACAGAACUUCAGAGGGAUCUGAUUGGCAUUGAGAACCUCACGGCUCCGGGAAGAGAAUUUAUCAGGGAAGGUUGCCUCUACAAGCUCACCAAAAAGGGUCUGCAGCAAAGGAUGUUUUUUCUCUUUUCAGACAUGCUGCUGUACACAAGCAAAGGGGUGACUGCAACCAAUCAGUUCAAAGUUCACGGGCAGCUUCCUCUGCAUGGGAUGAUUCUCAUUGUGCUGGACGCUCCGGUGGAGGAGAGUGAGAAUGAGUGGUCUGUUCCUCACUGUUUCACCAUAUAUUCUGCUCAGAGGACCAUUGUUGUGGCAGCUAGCUCCAAGGUAGAGAUGAACAAAUGGAUUGAAGAUCUGAACAUGGCUAUUGACAUGUCAAAGAAAUGUCAGGAGAAAUCAGAUCUUCUGUUGGACCCAAGCCUGUGUGAUCGCUCCAACAGAUCAUCGGAUGAAGUGUCUCUGGAGCAGGAGUCUGAGGAUGACAUGAACUCUUCCCGCUGCUCUCUGGACAAGCAGAGCCACCACAGGGCCAACACCACCAUGCAUGUGUGCUGGCACCGCAACACCAGCGUCUCUAUGUCUGACCACAGCCUAGCCGUGGAGAACCAGCUGUCUGGUUACCUCCUGAGGAAGUUCAAGAACAGCAACGGCUGGCAGAAACUCUGGGUCGUCUUCACCAACUUCUGCCUGUUCUUCUAUAAGACACACCAGGAUGACUUCCCCCUGGCCAGUCUGCCAUUGCUAGGUUACACAGUCAGCACCCCAGGGGAAUCAGAUAGCAUUCAUAAGGAGUACGUCUUCAAACUGCAGUUCAAGUCCCAUGUUUACUUCUUCAGGGCAGAGAGCGAGUAUACAUUUGAAAGAUGGAUGGAGGUGAUCAAAAGUGCAGCGAGCUCCGCGGGACGCAUGAGUCUGCUCGUACCCAAAGGUCCAGCAGAGAUGAACGGGGGAAGCUGAGUGUGUCAGAUGGAUCUCCUGGAGCUGAGGGCUGGGCCCACUGUCUGCCAGGCCCAAACACACCAUCAUCAUUUUAUCCUUUCUGAUUUGUGGCUCUGAGAAGCUUCAUCAUAAUAACUUGAGUCUCGACCCUGGACUGGUAGCUCUCUGCUUGCUGGGAGUUUGAGCUGCUUAUUGAAACCUCAGCCUGAAGAAGUCGGUCGGACAGUAUUGCGCUCUGUAAUUCUCUUCUCUAAAUCUUUUCUUCUUGUUUUCUUGCUAAUGAAACAAAAAGUGGGCGUCUUGGUUUUCUAGAACCACAUUAGACUAAAAGAAUUCUUCUAAAACCACAUUAGACUGAAUGAAGUUAUGUUUGUGUUUAUCUGGCUAAGGUUACACUUACUGCUGUAUUUAGGAUUUAAGGUCUUCGCUAAGAUGAAUCCGUCAUAAGGUAAUAUAAUUAUUGACUCGUUACUCCAGUUUAUUCAGUAGAAAUCUAGUCCCAGGACUACAGAAUUGCUUUCUAUUAUUUGUCUUGGGACAACAUGACUGAAUACUACUGAAUGGAGUGCUGACAAACAGAGGGUUUGUAUUAAGUCCAGCUGGUGCAGAUGUGCAAGUGAGAUGAAGGACUAGCGCUGAUUUAGAAACAAUAAACCUUUCUAAGUUCUAAGAUCGAGCACCUUGGCACUUUUAAAGGGCUGAUGGUGAGAUGCUGGUACAGGAAGGAAUCGGAGAGGAAUAGAAAUGUUAUUUUGACGAUGAGGCAGCUGAAUUUGUUUGUACAUUGUGUGCUGUCCUCUUCCAGCGUAGGUUAAAGCAUGUCUUGAAGGUCAUUAUUAAGCGACUUACUGUUUAGGGGAUUUUUGAUCUCACCGCAUUGAUUUUCUUUAAAUCUGAAAACUAAUCAGAUAUUUAUUUUAAAGUGAAGACUGACCAAAAAAUAUUCACUAACCAAACUAAGUGUAAUGUUUUAAAUGAUGUAUUCACAAAUGUCACUAGUUUAGAUUUGUGCGCCACUUGACAGAAAAUAAGCUCAAGUCUAAACUCACCCCUUUAUGGGGAUAGAGGGUCAUCCAGUGCAAUACAGCACUUCUUUUUUUCAGUUUCUGCCCCCUACACACAGGGAAGAGGAAAUGGUUCUGGUGAAGUUUUGUCAAAAAACAACAACGAUGCAAGAUCGUUCGGCCGCUAAAUCCUAAAAUUUAAACUGGGAUCAACAGCCUAAAACUGACGGUUCCCUUUAAUUAUAAUGUAUAUGAUUUUUUUUUUUUUUAAAGCAUAUUAAUAAUUAAUUUACAAGUUCUUUCCCUAUGAUCUAUUGAUAAGCUAAAAAAUAUUCCUUUUCUUUUUUACUACCAAUAUUUUUUGCAAGGCAUAUCUAUAUAUACUGUAUAUGUAUAUGUGUCUGUUACAGUCUAAUUUUGAUGGAAGUCCAGUUGAGUUAUUUGUUGUUUUAGUAGCAUGAUGAAGUCCCACAGCAUGUGUGACAGUGUUAUGUUUACUGAUCGACUUCACUUUAUGAAGACAGAUAUGUAGACAUCUGAUUUGGGAGAUUUAUUUUGCCUCUUGGAUUAUUAGUUCUAUUUAUAAGGCUUUUUGGCUUUGUCCGUUCAACAUGCUGUACAGGGUCCAACCAAAGACCUGAAGAAGUCUUGCAGAAGCCUGAAAAGGUUGGCCAGGUGUUAAGCAGUGUUGCUUUGUGCACUCAUAACAAUAUACUGUAAGCAGCUGUCAUCUCCACAUGAGCUCUGCUAGUCUGAUGCGUUUCGAAUCCCUCUUAAUUCAUUAAUGCACUGUGUGGGCUCAUGGUCUCCACCCUUUUUUGUACAUUUUAUGCAAGGACUGGAAUCGUUUUCUGUAUCUGGCAAUAAGAGGGUUGGAUGAACGGUUGUUUUCCAUCCCAGAUUGCUAAGCACGAGAAAAGGGAGUUUACUCAAAGCCCUCAGUUUCCGGUCUUAUUUUGAGAGGCACUAAACUGAGUUUUGAUGAAAUCGCUUCUCUCCAGCUUUUACUAUUUAUUUUGUGUAGCAUGUUGCUGAGGCGUUGCUCCUGUACACACCGCAUGUAGUAAGUUUCAUGUUAUGACUUUGAAGGGAUAUCAAAUAAAACUGAACUGUGUAAACAUUUAA